AUGGCUGAAAAGUCCUUUGGGUGGCUCUCUGAAGCGGUGAAAUGGCCCUCUCUCCUAUUGUUUGCCGUCUUCGAUGUUGCUCUCUUCGUCGCAAUUAUUAUUCUCACUGUAAAAUCAUCCAAUGAGCAGGGUUUCGUUACAAUCCCAUCACCUAAAGUCACGGCCACCAGGUCACAGCCUCUGCCUUGGAGAGACCCUGUCCACUUCAAUGUCUCUUUUGAUAUUGGAAUUCUUUGGACGACACUACCUAAUCUUGUUUUUGCCCUCUUCGCUGCUCAUUGGGCCUGGAUAGCGUGUGCUAUAGCAGAACGCCAACCGUACGUUGAAUUACGCGCAAGAGGAGGCGCCGAAGCAAGCAAGUCGAUUUUGCUAGAUUACCGCGUCACUCCAGUGGUUUUGCGCUGGCGAACAGCUUUUCGGAAAUCUCACAACGCAAUUGGAGCAAUGACACUGCUAUCUGUCAUGUUAACAUACAUCACCGCACCCUUCGCUGCUCGUCUAUUCACAACCCAAGUCGUUUUCGUACCAAAGGCAAUACCGAUCAUAUACGACACCGAGUUUAAGGACAGCAAGUUGAACGCGAAUAUUGACUGGAGGCCGGUUUUGAAUGUUGUUGCUGCUACUCUACUAUACCAAGGAAAAAACAUUGCUUGGACGAACGACCAAUACGCGUUUCGGCCAUUUUCCAACAAGUCAAUCAUACCAGCAUCAGCAGACGUUGAAGCAAAAUCUACUGGGUUUGCUUCAUAUGUCAAUUGCGAAUUAAUAGAGAACUACAACAUCUCAUUGAAUAAGAUAUCCAACUCAGAAGCGGGCAAUGUUGUGGUAUUCGGAGAUGACAGAGGUUGCAGUUUUACGCAGAAGUUCCCAGUCAGUAGUACACAGAAAACAUAUCUGAAGAGCACCUCAGUCAUUGACUGUUCUGCCCAAGCGUACUACAGCCGCAUGGUAUUCACAGCUGGAAUAUACUCUGCGUCGUCCUCAAAUCUGCUCGAUGAUAUCAGUGUUAUAUCUUGUGCAACCGGAUAUCGACAAGUCGACGGUGAUCUGAAGGUUUCGUCACUCAACAUAUCUCCAAGCGUCCACUCAUUUGCCGAAACAGGCCAGCCAGAUAUUAGUCGACCAUAUUACUGGAGGACCUUCGAGCAAGGAAUCGUUGGGCCAGUCACCUUCAAUCCUCAAGCCUCAUCGUCCACGUCAGACAUGGCUAGCUUAAUCUUGUCUUAUGCCCAGAAACUACAGCCUUCGAAACCACUGAGUGCAGAGGCAUUGAUGCAAUCAGUAUCAACUGUCUACAGUGCCACCUACAUCAAUGGCGUCGGAUUUCAUGGCUUCAGUCCAGUUUCGAAGCCUCAAAUAACUACUGGUUCAGCUUUUAUCCCCACAACGCGUCUGUUUGUCGUUCAAUGGGUGGCAUAUGUCGUUUUAAUAUUUCUCCUCGUUGCAUUCGUUUUUGCAGUUUGGGCAUCCAUUUACGUUUACAAACGACCCAGUAUACUGACUGAAGAACCGCAAGGUCUUUUAUCGGAGGCUGCGAUUCUACACAAGAGUGACAUUCUUCGUGUUGUUUCAAGCAUACGUAGUGAGCCAGGUUUCAAUGGCGAGGUUCGUCAAACAGGGAAGAAUUACGCUGAGGUAAAGAAUAAGAAGUGGAUGGCUACAAAGGACGAUAAAUCCAACCAGUGGGUUAUAUCGUCGUUUUAA
Fusarium poae is the source of this 1704-nucleotide messenger RNA. RefSeq lists its product as uncharacterized. The transcript has a single exon. The coding region runs from base 1 to 1704 and encodes 567 amino acids. NCBI's taxonomy places the organism in Eukaryota, Fungi, Ascomycota, Sordariomycetes, Hypocreales, Nectriaceae. The record is from RefSeq and is a predicted model, not a curated record.